ACGAGAAAAAAAAAAGAUGGAAAAAGAGAGAAAACCGUCUCGGCAGUACGGCUCGCUGGAAAACACGCAGGCGGACGCAGAGAAAUCAACAGAAGACGUCGUUUCAAUGGCCGAUUCCACGAUCACAGUGGAGGACAUCGAAGGAGAGCUCUUCAGAAUCGAGCGGAUACGAGACAUCCUCGUCCGGAGGGAGUCAGAGCUCCGAUACAUGAUGGACGACAUUCAGCUCUGCAAAGAAAUCACCAGGCUGAAGCAGGAGCUGCAGAAACUUGUCUCGGUUCCAGAUAAGGAAAAGUCUAAAGAGGACAGAGAGAAGGAAGAAGAGCUGCUGCAGCAGAUCAACAAGCUGGUGGAGACCAGGGACUUCCUCGUGGAGGACGUGGAGUUUGAAAGGCUGCGGGAAAGAGAGGAGGACAGAGAGAUGGCUGCAUUCUUACAGUCCAAAUUUCAAAAAGCUCCAAAAGGUGCUUCUCCAGAUCGGACGGUGGCGUCCGCCUCCCAGCAGACGUCCGCACCCUUCAUCACCAAAACUGGACUGGCGCUGCUGAAGGACUGCUGCGGCUUCACCUGCUCCGUCAUGUAACGCCGCUCGCAGCAGGAAUCUGUGGACCGCUCCUACAGAC
Messenger RNA from Salarias fasciatus (jewelled blenny), 623 nucleotides. RefSeq lists its product as uncharacterized. Bases 17 to 583 code for a protein of 188 amino acids. Lineage: Eukaryota; Metazoa; Chordata; Actinopteri; Blenniiformes; Blenniidae. The record is from RefSeq and is a predicted model, not a curated record. The transcript is spliced from 6 exons.